AAGAACAUAAGUAUAUAAAAUAACAAAAUGAGUGGAUAAGCAUGUGAUCCUGAUAAGGGAUGCUGGCUAUUGAGUGAUUGUGAAUGGAAUGAACUCAGCUUUACAUGUGUUCGUGAUCCUAUUUUGGAAUUGACACCAUACACAGGUUUUGUUUAUUCCUUGAUUCCGAUAUUUCUUGGAAUCGGAAUAUUGGGUGGGUUAGGAAGCGGAAUGGUUAAAAGGCCUAUAUUGAAUCUCCUGUUAAAUUAUCCGAAUAACAUUGCAACUCAGGUCGGAGAUAGCUUUCUAUUCACAACCACAUCUCUGAAUUUAUUCUUUUUGUUUUUUGAAAAGUAUCUUUAAAUUUCAUUAGAAAGACAUCCCGAUAUCCCAGAAUUGCCACUUGUUAACUUUGACAUCUGUGUAAUAUUCAAUCAAGCCAUCCCUUUAGCCUGGAGUCUCGGAGCUCUCCUUUCGUAACUUUUGCCUUAACUUGCCUUAUAUCUCAUUUAAUUAUGCUUUUUGAUUGGAGCAACUCCUUUCCUAUGGAAAUUCAGUAUUAAAUGGUAUUUAUUAAAGCAUUUAGAUAAAGAUAACUAGAACAAGAUAAGAGAAAUAAUAAGGUGUUUGUUUCAGAGAAAAUCAAAACAAGGGAAGAAAUGGCGAAGGAAACAGAUUUGGAUGAAAAGUUGCUAAAUAAGUAUGAGGAAUUUUAUGUGAAUGACCAUAAUAAAAUUUAAAUUAAGAACAUUUGCUUUGUGAUUGGGUCCUUCAUAAUUAAUUAAACCAUUGUCUUAAUGAGAUCAAAUAAUUAUAAUAAUUCCAUAAUUGGAUUAGACCCUUGCUCUGUGGAGAACAAUUUGAUUAUCUUGGUCUUACUUGGAGCUAACUUUAUUUACACAUCCUUGGUUUAUUGGAAUAAAAGAAAUGAAGAAUAUUAUAAAGACUUAGUCUAAUACAGACCAAAGCAUAGAUUUUUUACACCCAGAAAAAUAUUUUGGUAAUAUUACUUUGCAGGUUGGUUGGCUGGGUUUAGUACAGGAAUUAUAGGAAUGGGAGGUGGUAUCAUUCCUGUUGCAUUUUUAUUGAAUAAUAAAAUAAUUGCAAGAGAGGCUGCUGCUACUGCUGCCUUUGGAUCUUUUAUGAUCUCACUUAAUAGUUUACUAUAGUUAUUUUUGCAAAAGACAAUAACAAAUGAACAGUUGUUCACUUUUAUUGGCUUAGGGGUAUAUACUUUUAUAUAAUUUAAGAUAAUAGGGUUGCUAUUAUUCACUAAACCUGCCUAUAUGUUAAUGAAUAAGUAUAAGGUAGGAUUUGUUGUAUUAAUUGUUGAUAUAAUUCAAGUUGCAAACAAUAUAAUUUCAAUUGUGGCUUUAAUUAUAAUCAACUCAGUCCUUUUUGGGUUUGAUAAAUUAUUGGUAUAUCAUUCCCACUGUUGAAUAUUAAUGUUGAUUUUGAUGAAAUUAAUAAUUUAUGUAUUCACAAACUAAAUAAUAUGUAUUCAAUAAAUGAUUACGGGUAAACUGACUCCCUAUAGCUAUAUAUUAGGAGUACUUAUCAGAAACCGAAAUUAACGUCACUUCUAUACUUUAAUAGAUUCUCUAUUAUGAAGCUAUAGAUCCUGCUUU
Molecule: messenger RNA, 1607 nt
Organism: Paramecium octaurelia
Lineage: Eukaryota; Ciliophora; Oligohymenophorea; Peniculida; Parameciidae
Source: the annotation of a GenBank genome assembly